Colletotrichum navitas is the source of this 1800-nucleotide messenger RNA. RefSeq names its product WD domain-containing protein. The coding region runs from base 1 to 1800 and encodes 599 amino acids. NCBI's taxonomy places the organism in Eukaryota, Fungi, Ascomycota, Sordariomycetes, Glomerellales, Glomerellaceae. Gene Ontology annotation, molecular function: histone binding. The transcript is spliced from 2 exons. Gene Ontology annotation, cellular component: Set1C/COMPASS complex. The record is from RefSeq and is a predicted model, not a curated record.
AUGUCAGGCCCCGAUUCCUCAGCAGCCGCGACGCCCCUCCCCGAGCCGCCCCCCAAACGUCGCAAGGUUCUCGAACACAGCACGACCGCAACCCCACGAUCCAGCUCUCCCGACGAGCUCAACUCCCCAGCCGUGAUCUCGAUCGGCAAGACGGCCGCCUCCGCAGCUAGCGGGGCGAAGACGGUGACUGCGAAACGCACAACCAAACCCCGCCGCCUGGCCACCCACCGCAGCCGUCCUAGCGUGACGCCUAGCAGGAGCCCCAGCGACGACGAGCUCAACGAAGCGUAUUACUCUCGUUCCUCCCACUCCCGCACCCGCUCACAGUCAAGAUCCCGAUCUCCCUCCCGCUCGCGCACCCGAACGCCCAGGUCUCCCACCGCCUCGCCCUCCCGCUCCCGCAGCGAAUCCCGCACGCGAUCGCAAUCGCCGGCCUCCACAUCAGGAGGCAGCUCCCCGCGCAGUCUCUCCGGCGCCGUCAACCGCCGGCUGCGGCUCUCGUCCACGAACGGUGAUGGCAACGGCGUGGACACGGGCGCUACAGCGACGACGCCUGUCACCCCCGCCCCGACGAAGAAGGGCCCCGUGCGGCCGCGAUUCGAGGAGCAGCAGGUCAUGAGCGGGCACGCGGGGAAGCCCGUGUCGCAGGUGCGCAUAUCCCCUGACGGGAGAUGGAUCGCGAGCGCUUCGGCCGACGGGACAAUCAAGCUGUGGGACGCCGCGACGGGCGAACACAUGGAUACCCUGGUGGGCCACAUGGCAGGCGUGAGCUGCGUAGCCUGGAGCCCCGACAGCGGCACGCUGGCGUCCGGGUCCGACGACAAGGCGAUCCGCCUCUGGGACCGCGUCACGGGGCGGCCCAAGUCGACGGCCAAGGGGGUCAGUGCCCUGGCCAAGGACGGAGCCGCGCCGCCGUCGGCUCGCCCGAUGCCGCCGCUGCGGGGUCACCACAACUAUGUCAUGUGUCUCGCCUUCUCGCCCAAGGGGAACAUCCUCGCGUCCGGGUCCUACGAUGAGGCCGUCUUCCUGUGGGAUGUGAGAGCCGGGAGGUUGAUGCGCAGCCUGCCGGCGCACAGCGACCCGGUCGGCGGCAUCGACUUUUGCGGCGACGGCACCUUGGUCGUGAGCUGCUCGACCGAUGGUCUGAUCCGCAUCUGGGACACCUAUACGGGCCAGUGUCUCCGCACCCUCGUCCACGAAGAUAACCCGGCCGUGACGUCCGUCUGCUUCGCCCCCAACGGCCGCUUCGUCCUCGCCUUCAACCUCGACAACAGCAUCCGCCUGUGGGACUACGUCGCCGGCUCCGUGAAGAAGACGUACCAGGGUCACGUCAACAGCCGCUUCGCCAUCGGCGGCUGCUUCGGUAUCGUCCCGGGCGAGGGCGCCUUUGUCGCCUCAGCCAGCGAGGACGGCGAGAUUGUUCUGUGGGACGUCGUCACAAAGGAAGUCGUCCAGCGGAUCCCCGCCCACUCCAAGAAGGGUCGCGCCAACAGCGGCAAGCGGGGCGGCAGCGUGUGCUUCUGGGUCGACGUCCACGGGGACGUCAUGGUCAGCGCGGGGCAAGAUGGGACGAUUCGGCGAUACAAGAGAGUAUCGGACGGGGCCGAGGACGGUGGCGACGGCGACGUCGUCGGCGCGGCCACCGCGGCAGAGACAGCGGCGGAGACCACGGCGCCAGCGACGAACGGUCACGCGACCAAUGCGGCGGAGGAAGAGGAAGAGGAAAAAGACAAGGAAAAUGUCGACAACGCCGAGCUGCCGAUAAAACAGGAAGAGGACGUUGACAUGGCCGGAACAUAG